This is a messenger RNA of Penicillium chermesinum, 2667 nucleotides long. RefSeq names its product exocyst complex component Sec10 family protein. Bases 1 to 2667 code for a protein of 888 amino acids. Gene Ontology annotation, molecular function: protein binding. The transcript has 3 exons. The record is from RefSeq and is a predicted model, not a curated record. NCBI's taxonomy places the organism in Eukaryota, Fungi, Ascomycota, Eurotiomycetes, Eurotiales, Aspergillaceae. Gene Ontology annotation, cellular component: cytoplasm; exocyst. Gene Ontology annotation, biological process: Golgi to plasma membrane transport; exocytosis.
AUGCCGACCGGGAAAAAAGGGCAGCCGCCUGCCCAGCCGCGCAGGGAUGUGCUGGCAUCGCUGAAAAUGGCUUCGCUCGAGCAAGUCGUUGCUCGAGCCGCCUUGCCUGCUGAGAUUAUGUCCGCGAUCCUCGACUACCUUGAUCCUGUCGACUUGAUUCGUGCAGCACGCUCAUGUAGGCUCUUGCAUGAGAUGGCAUAUGACGACACUCGCUGGGUGCAACGGCUCAAACGAAUUGGUUGCUGGGAUGAGACCGAUGCUCGGAAACAUGCAGAAAAGAAGUUCGGCACCGUCGCUAAUAUGGAUAUCGUGGAGGCGCAAGAGGGGGUGGAGAGCCUAACUGGCCCAACUCCUGCAAUUGAGGUUAACAAAGCAGCGAUUUCGGACAUGAAGGGUGUCUCUGAUGGGUUUGACAAGAUAGACUUGGCGAGCACAGUCCCCCCACCGGACGUCGUGGAAAGCGACCUUGAAGACCCAGACCUGGUAGUUCUGAAGCAAGCCAGGUCUAUCAGAGGGGAAGCCAGACAGGAAUACGGGAAGAUUCACGGCGCAUUAGCUCCUUUCUACUAUGAUAUCACCCAGCGAGGGGCCUCUGGUGACAGCUUGGUCUUCUCGAAGUAUCAAGAUCCGCAGUCGCAAGCUCAGAUGUUAUCGCAGCUUGUUUCUUUCUCCAAGAGCGAUGUUUCCCAGGGAUGGAGCGAUCGUGUCAACCGCCUUGAGGAAGCCUUGUCCACGUUCGAAAGAGCCGCUCUGAACGAGUUCCGCAAAGGAUACGAGUCAGAUGACAUUGAUAGCACCAUGAAAAAGUACGCUCAUGUUCUGUUUACUCUCAAUGGUGGCUAUUCGGCGGUUGAUUUAUUUAUCCAUCACAAUCAUCUGGUAACCCGCAAAACCGAACUAGGCACGGUGGGUGACUGCCUCGAUGGGUUGACUGGUCAAAUAAAGAUCAAAAACACACAGGCAUUCUUGACUCGCUUCAGUGUGGCCUAUAACGAAGAAGUGGCUAUCAUGAAUCGUGUGUUUCCUGCCUCACUGGACAUGGCCUCUGCCUUCAUGGAAAAGGUUGGGCAAGACGUGCUGUGUCCAUUCUUCGCGGCUAUCUUUGACGAACUUCAUCGCACCAAUAUGGAAUCAUACCUCACUGCAAUCUCUAUGACUUUCGUCCAAUGCAUGAACUUGUCAGAAGCCUUGCUUCCGAUCCGGAAUGCCGGGGAUCACUUUGAUCGGUACUUGGACUCUAUAGUGAUCAAGAUAUACGAACCGCAUAUUGAUACUUAUCUCGCUGAAGAGUUUGCCCAUUUCAAGCAAAACGCAGAGGGUAUCGUACGGGACUGGGACCGCCAGCUUUCGGAGCAAGCCGCCUCGACCGAAUCGUACUUGAUGUCCAAUGUCAACCGUCAAGCCGACAAACGCGAUUUUCUCACCUCCUUCAAAAAAGUCAUCAUGAUGCCUGUCAGCAUUCUGCCAAGCUUCUCAGCAGCCAAGCCCAGCGAUGAAAUCAAGUCAGAUACUGAAUCUACCCCCCUUCCAGCUGGGACAAGGAGUCCGUAUCGCUUCUCGACCAUCUCAUCACCAGCUCCUGCUCUUGAAAUAGCUCCUACCUCUGAACUGGCUGCGAAAGCAGCCAUCAUGAAAUCCAAAAUGGAGGGCAUUCGGUCGCUCUUCAGCAUUGAAAUCGCCUUGAACUUGGUUCACUCUGCUAAAUCAAGCAUUGAAAGAGCCGCACAGUUUGUGCGGCUGGGCGACCAUUUCGGAAAAGCAGCGAAGCACCAGUGUGCGGCGAUAUUUGUCUCGCUGCUACGGAUUUUAGGGCACGAUCAUGUCAUCGCCGGGUUUGACCGCGCUGUAGAUCAUCUAUCGAGCUAUCGGCCGCGGGAGCAAGGCGAGCGGGAUGACUCUGGAGUCGAGCCUCUGGUGACUUUUCUUGAGUUGGUCAACGUCGGUGACCUCAUCUUGCAGAUGGUGGAUGUCUUCUAUGAGCAAGAGUUGGUUGGGACGCGUCUCACUGACCGCGGUGAUUUUGUUGAUCCGGCUGUGAUGGCAAAGAAGAAGUUUGAACAAAUCCUUGACGAGCGAGUGGCGGCGGGGCUGAACAAGGGUAUUGAUGUUCUCAUGGAAGAAGUGGACUACAUUCUUGCAACUCGGCAAUUGGCUACAGACUUCAACCCCGGCGUCUCCUCAGAUCCUCAUCGACAAACGAUGGACGUCGGGAUCAGUGACGCUGCAGCUGCAGUGGUCGAUGUCGUUUCGUCUCACACGAGGAUGUUGGUGGGAAGCACGGAUAAAAGUACACUGGACGUUUUCAACCAGGAGGUCGGCCUGCGGCUCCACACUGCACUGUGCAAGCAUAUCAAAAGACAGCGAAUCAGCGUUGAAGGAUCCCUGAAAUUGAUCAGUGAUAUGAACCAUUAUUUCAAAUUCGUGCAAUCACUACGGAACACUGAGCUCCUAGUCUACUUCAAGGCGUUCCGCGAGCUUGCACAGAUCUAUCUCAUUGAUCCCUCGGAUGCGAAAGAAUUAGCGACGAUUAUUGCUGAUGCUGAUCGCUUCGACGGGAUUUGGCGCGCUGAAGAGGUUUAUGAGUUUGCAGAACGGCGAGCCGACUGGUUCCAGGUGAAGCGCGAUGUAGAACGCGCGAUGUACGGCAUUGGGUGUAGUUUGAUGUAG